AUGCAAUCCAGCAAUUCUCAAGCACCCACCCAGAGCUAUUCGCAGCUCAGCCGAAGGCGGCAAUUCUCCUCUCAUGUCAGGAAAUUCGUCUCUUCCACAAGCAAACCUCGUACAUAUAGCAAUCAGCCCAUGGCCGACAGAUAUAUUCUACGUGUAACGGCAGGCCCAAGCUACGAUGCCGCCACCCACGUCGAGGUGCCGGUGAAUCAGCCCGAGCCAAUCCGAAUCCAGGGCCACAGUGCACAUGUUGAGCUGAAUAUCAGAAUUCGAGGCUAUGGCGGUUUGCCCUUGGGGUCGCCCGCCACAUCUCCCUACUUUGAGACGGAGCCGCACGCAAAGAACAACGACCAGUACAGCAUCUCCUUUAGAUUUAAGCCUCUGAAGCCCGCCGCAGGAAGUGAUGAGAGUGUCGUGAGCGACGAUAGCGACGCCAGCGCGGGGCCGAAACCAGAGGGCAUCAACGGCCACGACCUCCAGUUCGGCAAUGACUUUGAUCGCCCAAUUCGAGACAAGUUGCCCCCCGGCUUCAACACCGCCAUGGGCAUUGUUCGGUGGUGGAUCGACCCCGGCUUGGAUGGAGACGCCUACGCCGAUAGACCCUACUUGUAUGGCCCUGCAUUGAGCUCUUUUAAUUCCAUUCAUCUCGGCCCUGGGGACUAUGCGGAGGAGAAGGGUGGCCUCUGGUUCGAAGAAGGGGGCGACGAGGAAGGAAUGGAGGUCCGCCAGGCCAUUGGCGCGCCCGUGGACAGCAAGGCUCGUAUGAAGUGGGCGUUGAAGGAUGACAGCAAAAGCAAAUGGGUCUUCGAGUAUGGAAAAUCAUAUGGGUUAGACUUUUUCAAUCCCUACCUCGAUUUCACCAACUUGGCUCUAAAUCUGCCUGGCUUCCAGCUGCCAAUCGUCAAGUACUGGGAUGGUCAGGGUCUCAGGCGGUCGCACGAACUUAGAUACGUCCUGCGUAACAAGCAAACAGCAGAGGCGUACCUAGUCGUCGUAUUUACAAUCUAUCUUCGAGAAGACGUCAACGAGGAUGGCACGCUUAAAGAGGGCGCCGCUGAUAGGGUCGCGGAAAGGGCAAGCAAUAAUGAAUCUAGACACGAAGGGCAUGACGAGGCGCAGGUUUUACAACAAGCCAAAGAGGAAUCAGCGCCCGGUAGCGGGGUUGGGGAAACAACAAGUCCAGAUGAUGUCGAUUGA
Messenger RNA from Metarhizium brunneum ARSEF 3297, 1194 nucleotides. RefSeq lists its product as uncharacterized. NCBI's taxonomy places the organism in Eukaryota, Fungi, Ascomycota, Sordariomycetes, Hypocreales, Clavicipitaceae. The record is from RefSeq and is a predicted model, not a curated record.